GCACAACCACGUAAAUAUAUACAUUAAACAUCAAAAUGGCACUAGAAAGAUACAAUGAUGCCCAUGUCACAAUGGACGGUGGACAAAUAACGAAUUCACACAAUCACCUAUCUGUUGUGCAUAAUAUGAGACAGCACGAUAGAGAUCAUGAAGUUUCGACACGAAAUACUAAUUUAAAACCUUCGCGUGCUUAUUCGCACGAUACCAAAAAUUCAAUGUGCGGUCCAUGCUGCUCAUCUAGUUACAGCAACACGACUGCUAAUCGUCAAUCAGGUAUUGGUUGCAACAAUCGGUGCUAUCCCAUAGAUAACCGGAAUAGCAGCCACAACGAGGUUCAACAUUCCCAGAAUUUUCAUGAUGGCGUUGGUGAUAUGCACUGUGGAACCCGGCAAAUUACUGAAGGAUUCGCUCAUCCCUAUGAUCAAAAAAUAGGUGCCGCGCAUGACUGCGGCAUCUAUGGCUGUGAUUGUCCAGCCAAUUAUACUUGUGGACACUCUAAGGGCAAUAAUCAACAACGAAAUGGGCAGGGGCAGGGGCAGAUGCGGAUCUCCCUGGGCAACCACUCGGUUGCUAGCCUACUACACACAAACACGGCUCCUACUGCGGAAAGGGAUGGGGAGCAGACGAAUGGAAGAAUUUACCAAUAUAGCACCAACAUCAAAUUAGAAGAAGAUCGGGAAGGCACUCACGAGCACCGAAACCGGUCCAAGAACAACAACAGACACCGUAGUCGCGAUACACACUUUCAGAGUCAAGCAGACGUCUAUCAGCAACAAAAUAAUAAUGUGGAGUACAUAAAUCGUAUUCAAGAGAGGAUAGGAGACGCGAGCCAAUUAUCUCCGAGGCAAAGACAGUCUGUGCACGUCGAAAAUCGGUGGCCCAUCAACGGACCAAAUACUCUUUAUACUGUAGCAGUUGGAUCGAAUACAAGACACAGAGGAGGCUCAUUGGUAAUCGGAAACAAUAUGGACCAGGAUCGAACCAGCAAUCUCUCCGAAGUUCGCAGCACUGAAAAUAAUAUGCCACCUAAGCCGUGCUCGACAUGCCAACAGUGUAUGUGUGGAUAUCCGGAUCAAACGCAAGGUCUGGUCAAUUACGAGCAGCAACGAGUGCCAUCCACCCAGGAGAGUGUCAACCAACAAAGGCGGAACACUGGAGGUGGUGCGUAUUCGGACCAACAUGUAUUCGAUCACCAACAGAAUGUUAUGUUCGAUCGGAGGCAUACAACGAGUUGUGCCACAGAGGUUGCUAUACCCCAACAUUCAAAAUUUCAAAACAAUGGUGGUUUCAACAACAGAUUCCAAAAUCAAAAUCAACAAAAUCAACCUAGCAUGCGAGUUAAUACAUGUAACGGCUCGAUGCCGAUGGAGGGACCAAACUACAUCGUGAACCAAGCACCACCUUGUAUUGGGCACAGCAGGCAUAUCGGAAAGACGACUCCUACCGGACACAUUAUACACCCUUUUUCAACGUCGCACCCGGAGCAAAUGUCUGCUCAAAGAUCUGGGUCUGGCUAUUCCGAUAGCAAUGUUACACAGAACACGCACACCUCGGUGCAACGUUAUAGCCAGAAGCAAUCGGUGGCUCGCAACGAUUCAAAAUAUCACACACAUCGAAUCCCUUCGCAGAAUCGCAGUGCCAGUUUCCACUCACAGUCGAGAACCACAGAUGACUCCGGAAGUGCCACAAGGAUGCAAAAAAUCCAAGUUAUGCAAAUAGUUCAAGCAGAAACAUCCAAUGAAGGCUCGGAUAGCAUGGAAAGCAACCGAGUGCUUGGAAGCAGCAAUAAUGGUUCUUUUGGAUGUUCUCAAGCCAAGAAAAUCAACAGUCGGCCUAAUCCACUCAGGUCUACCCAUAGCAGGUCCCUUUCCUACAGCAGCGAAGGUCAAGGUAGCACUGCCGACGACAACGAUAAGAGUUCUGGAGAGGUUACUGCUACAGAUGGCAGGAGGUCGGAGGGAGACAUUCAGCAAAAGAAUGGGCACCGCAAAAGGACAGCCGAGGGCCCAAACAUGCCCAGUCUCAGAUCCGAGAGAACAAAGAAUCACGAUGGGAGCGCGCAUAAGCGGAACCGGACUGACAAUGUGAAGGCUGCAUCUGUUGACCCAAGUUUAAGCAGUCAGAUAGACUCGGAUAAAACUGAAUCGGAUUUGAAAUCAACUGAAGAAACUACCGUAGCAGCGCCAGCCCACAAGGUCAAUAAGAAGCGGACUCCAGUUGUGCGAGAGGACAACCCAUGCUCGCACUGUGGCAUAACAGAGAGCUGCACAUGGCGGCCAGGACCUCUUGGAAGGAGCACGCUUUGUAAUACCUGUGGAUAUUAUUUUAGACGCCGUCAAUGUUUGAGUGAGAAGCGGAAGGAUUUGUAUCGCACAACGUCACAGCUUGGGCCCGAGGCCGCAAUUUAACGCGGUUUAGUUUCAGCUUAACUAUUUAGAUCGAGACACAAUACUGUCUAUCCAAAACAUCAAUUAAAAAUCGGAUGAUUAUCCAGGCUUCAGC
Messenger RNA from Sphaeroforma arctica JP610, 2502 nucleotides. RefSeq lists its product as hypothetical. Gene Ontology annotation, biological process: regulation of DNA-templated transcription. The transcript is spliced from 2 exons. Lineage: Eukaryota; Ichthyosporea; Ichthyophonida. Gene Ontology annotation, molecular function: zinc ion binding; sequence-specific DNA binding. The record is from RefSeq and is a predicted model, not a curated record. The coding region runs from base 36 to 2408 and encodes 790 amino acids.